Loa loa (African eye worm) is the source of this 1877-nucleotide messenger RNA. RefSeq lists its product as hypothetical. The transcript is spliced from 2 exons. Lineage: Eukaryota; Metazoa; Nematoda; Chromadorea; Rhabditida; Onchocercidae. Bases 54 to 1877 code for a protein of 607 amino acids. Gene Ontology annotation, cellular component: lysosome; CORVET complex. Gene Ontology annotation, biological process: intracellular protein transport; vesicle-mediated transport. The record is from RefSeq and is a predicted model, not a curated record.
UGGUUCGGAGAAGAAAACGACAAAAUGAAAUAAAAGAAAAAGAAGGAGGGAACAUGGCUGAUUUUGAUGAUUUUGGUUUAUUGGCGCAAAUGGCUCGACGGGAGUUAAUCCAUCUGCUAGAAUCAAUGCCUGAAGUAAAAGAUUUGGCAGUUGAGCCAAGUUUGAUGCGUCCGUUGGACAAAAUUGCAUCGAUGUCCGUACUGCAAGCACAUAACUGUGCUCACGUGCAACAGUUCCUACAUCAUUCAAGUUUGACGUGGAGUGAGAAUGCACUACGCCGUGUAUAUAUUAUACGUCCCACGUUAGCUGCAACAAAACGUAUUGCCGAGCAUAUUUUAGCCGAAUCAGAACGAAACUAUUCAGUGAUAUUCGUUCCACAACGAUUAUAUAUUUGUGAGCAAGAAUUCGAACGUUGUGGAGUUUUUGGUAUGGUUGACGUACUAGAGCUAGAAUUACCACUUAUCAGCAUCGAUACGCAUUUAUUCAGCUUAGAACAUCAUGAAUUUACAAUGGCCACUUUAGUGGAUCAUACCUUCAUUCAUCUUCGUGCUGUUGCUAAAUCACUAUGGCAAUUGCAGACACUUUACGGAUUGAUACCGAUCGUUUAUGGUGUUGGAGAAAAUAGUGUGCAUGUGAAUAAACUGAUGAAGAAAUUGCACACUGAACUAGGUGAACCAUGUUCAUCACCUGAUCAACCCAUUGGUCAUCUAUUUCUCUUCGAUCGAAGUUUAGAUUUAACAACUGUUUUUCUUACGGGUUUAACAUACGAAUCAAUGGUACAUGAUACUUUCGGAAUAAGUUGUGGCAAAGUAGUAUUUGGGGAAGAAGUAAACAAGCGUAUGAAAAGUGGUAGUACGAAUCGUUCCAAAAUUACCACUUUGGAUAACAACGAUCCUAUUUUUUCAGCUGUACGAAAUAUGCAUAUGACUGCAGUUUUUCCAUUCCUAAGUGCUAAAGCAAAGUCUCUCCAAGCAAGGUACGACAAAGGUUCUAGUCUAGAACAAGUAAAAGAUAUGAAAGAAUUCGUUUCCAAUGAAUUACGGACGCUUAAACAGCAACACAAAUUAUUGGAAUUGCAUAUUUGCGCCUGUGAAGUGGUUCUGGAAAAAUGUAAGGGGAUCUCGGAUCGACUUACUCUGGAACAUGCCUUGAUUUCAAAAAAUUUUGAUCCCAAUGAGGUGAUGGCUUAUCUAGAAGAUUGUAUGUGUACCCAACGCGAUCAGUGGCAAAUUCUCUUGCUGGCAUGUUUGUGGUCCCUUACCCAAAACGGUAUUCCGACCAAAUAUUUUGUUCAAUUCCGGAAUCAGUAUUUGUAUGCUUUUGGCCAUGAAAACCUUGCAGUACUACAUUUCCUUGGUAUCCAGGGUCUCUUAAUAGAGCGUUCUACUCCGCAACUGCCAACUGUACAUACCGUUAUUCCCUUGAAACCUCAUACAGUUUCAUCCUUUUCUAAGCCUACAUUCCAAUUUUUGGCACGGCGCAUGACUCUUCUUCCCGGAGAUACCGAAUCACCGAUGGAUCUCCGAAAUCCGGACCAAAUGCGUUAUGUUUUCUCGGGUGUCUAUACACCCAUCCUGUGCAAAAUAGUCGGCGAUACUUUAAACAAUGGAUGGAAUAUGCAAGAAAUGAAAGCAACUUUUGGCGAUUCAGUCUUCUGCGAUCAAAAUUCGUACACUCGUGCAAGUCGGCCACCUGAUAGUCGUAUCCGGAAAGCAAUUUUGGUUUAUUUUAUUGGUGGUGUAACAUAUUCGGAGAUUGCUGCACUAACUUUGCUUGCACAAUACAAUAAUUUGCGUAUUAUUAUCGCUGCAACAAACAUCAUUCAUCGUGAAAAAUUCAUUAAAGAAAUCGCUAAUGUUUCUGUCACACCUUGCUGA